CAUCUUCAGGAGUACACGUAUGGUCCCUAGCUUGACUCAAUUCAACCUCAUCAUUCACCACUGGCUACGUCUGUUCUCACCCCAGCCACCUCCGCCAACAAGCCCGACCAAAGUUACAGGGGACAUUUCGAGACAACCAUGUCGACAGCGCAGUCAAAGCCACAGAUUUUGACAAUCGACGACCUGGAACAUCAUGCCACUCUCCACCUCCCCAAGAUGGUGCGAGAGUACUACAACGGAGGUAGCAUGGACUCGUACACCCUACAAAGUAACGUCCAUGCGUAUCGACAAUGGUACAUCAUGCCCAGGAUGCUACGUGACGUUUCGAGGAUAGACACUUCGGCUCAAGUUUUUGACCGCAAGGUCACUUUCCCGUGUUGUGUCGCCCCCGCGGCGAUGCAAAAAAUGGCCCAUCCGGACGGUGAAGAAGCGACUGCUCGUGCGGCUGGAGACAAAGGUGUGGUUAUGGGGCUGAGUAGUUUUUCAACCACGAGCUUAGAAGUCGUCAAGAAGGAAUGUGAUGAAGCUACGGCAACAGUAGAAGGAGCAUGUGUGUUGCAAAUGUAUUUGUUUGAGAAUAGAAAAGUCGGUGAAGAUUUGAUAUCAAGAGCAGAGAAAUCAGGAUACAAAGCUAUAGUCUUGACGAUAGAUACACCAUACUUUGGUCGUCGUCUGACCGAGUUACGAAACAAUUUCAAAGUUCCAUCACAUUUGACCAUGGCCAAUUUCGACGCCUCAUUAGGUGUCAAGACCGAGUCCUCUCGGAAAACGACUACCAACCCACCACCGAACAAAAAUGAUCCUUCCUUGACGUGGGAUGUGAUACAGUACCUGAAAUCAAUCACCUCUCUCAAAAUCUUCGUCAAGGGUGUCUUAGCCGCCUCGGAUGCACAGCUUGCGGUCCGUCACGGGGCGGAUGGGAUCAUAGUCUCCAAUCACGGCGGAAGACAACUAGACUGUGCACCACCGACGUUGGAAGUAUUGCCAGAAAUUGUUGACGUUGUGGGUGGAAGGAUUCCUGUUCACUUUGACGGUGGCAUCCGUAGAGGAUCCGACAUAUUCAAAGCUUUGUGUUUGGGUGCGGACAUGUGCUGGGUAGGGCGACCUGUCUUGUGGGGUCUGGCGUACGACGGCGAACGAGGUGUCAAGAUGGCUCUGGAUAUACUCGAAGAAGAGUUUCGUGCUUGCAUGGCCUUGACGGGAAUGAGGAGUGUCGAGGAGAUUAGGCAGUAUGGAAGGUCUUUGUUGAGGAGGGUAUCGACGACUCCAUGGGACAUUCAGCUGUCGAGACAAGCCAAGGUCAAGAGUUCGUUAUAG
Exophiala oligosperma is the source of this 1317-nucleotide messenger RNA. RefSeq lists its product as uncharacterized. Lineage: Eukaryota; Fungi; Ascomycota; Eurotiomycetes; Chaetothyriales; Herpotrichiellaceae. The coding region runs from base 139 to 1317 and encodes 392 amino acids. Gene Ontology annotation, molecular function: FMN binding; oxidoreductase activity. The record is from RefSeq and is a predicted model, not a curated record. The transcript has 4 exons.